Molecule: messenger RNA, 984 nt
Organism: Funneliformis geosporum
Lineage: Eukaryota; Fungi; Glomeromycota; Glomeromycetes; Glomerales; Glomeraceae
Source: the annotation of a GenBank genome assembly
AUGAAGAAUUUUGUAUUUUUGUUUCGAGAGACUCCAUUAUCACAUUUAAGAAGUGUUCGUGAAAAUAUAUAUUGUAUGAAACGAUUUUAUAGUUCAAUAAGCGCAACUAAAUCAGGUCGAGCGAAAGUUACGAUACAUACCAUAGAAAAAUUGUACAAGAACAAAGAGGCAAUCACUAUGCUCACCGCGUAUGAUUAUCCUUCGGGAUUAUUUGUCGAAAAAGCAGGAAUCGAUAUUUGUCUUAUAGGUGAUUCAUUAGGAAUGGUAGCAUUAGGUUAUCAAAAUACUUCACGGAAUACCAUGGAGGAAAUGCUUCAUCAUUGUCGAGCCGUCGCUAGAGGUGCAAAAUCCCCUUUCUUAAUCGGUGAUAUGCCAUUUGGAAGUUACGAGACGAGCCCUACAGAUGCAUUGAAAAAUGCUAUCCGUUUUAUUAAAGAAGGAGAUAUGGAGGGUGUAAAAUUAGAAGGUGGAUUAGAAAUGUUGGAAACAAUUCGAAAAAUCACACGUGUAGGAAUUCCUGUAAUCGGUCACGUGGGUUUAACUCCACAACGACAAGCUUCUUUGGGUGGAUAUCGGGUUCAAGGAAAGACCGUUGAAAAUGCCAAAAAGCUUAUUGAAGAUGCGAAAACUCUUGAGGAAGCUGGUUGUUUUGCUAUAGUGCUUGAAGCAAUAUCUGAACCUGUUGCAGAUUAUGUAACGAAAACGUUAAAUAUACCAACUAUAGGUAUUGGUGCGGGUGCUGGCACGAGCGGUCAGGUUCUAGUUCAACAAGACAUGUUAGGUUGCUUUGAUCGUUUUGUCCCUAAGUUUUGCAAACAAUAUGCCAAUCUUGAUAAAGUUAUAAUUGAUGCCAUCAAAACUUAUCAUAAAGAAGUAAAAACCGGAAUAUUUCCUUCCACUGAACAUAGUUAUCCAAUGUCAAAAGGAGAAUAUGAAAAAUUUUUACAAUUUAUCAACGAGAUCGAAAAGAAUUCCGAUAAAUAA